This is a messenger RNA of Cyprinus carpio (common carp), 5534 nucleotides long. RefSeq names its product serine/threonine-protein phosphatase 1 regulatory subunit 10-like. Gene Ontology annotation, cellular component: nucleus. Bases 1935 to 4298 code for a protein of 787 amino acids. NCBI's taxonomy places the organism in Eukaryota, Metazoa, Chordata, Actinopteri, Cypriniformes, Cyprinidae. Gene Ontology annotation, molecular function: metal ion binding. The record is from RefSeq and is a predicted model, not a curated record. The transcript has 19 exons.
UCAUCAACUCCAUAUUGUGGAAAGAAACAAGUGCGCGCGCAUGCGCGAGCCUAUGAUGACGCGAAAAACGUCAGAACUAUAUAAACCGAGUCCCACCCUUUCUAGAGCAUUCCUGGAUUUGUCUGAGGUCUGAGUCAGUCUCAGUGAAGAUCUGGCGUCGAGGAUUUUUCAACUGUGUGCGAAGAUCAAAGCCCAAAAAACCCAUUUUUUCUACUCGAGUAACGGACAUUCGCUUACUACUUUUUUGCUCCAGAUUGUUCAAGAAGGAAAAGCUCAAUUUCAGCCACUACAAUCCCGCCCAUUAUGCCAUUUUUCAGCCAAUAAUGCUAAAGUCAUGACAGUUUACGUUCUCUUAAACUGUUAAAAAGCUGAAAAUUGUUGCUGUUAAGCACAAUAUAUUAAUAGCAACCCGAGACGCAGAGGAGAGGUAUUAAUAGUAAGUGUUCUUUCAAACCAAUUUGAAUCGAAACUACGUAACAGUUGAGCAGUUGUCUGUGUUGAAAAUGAUUCCAGAUAUAAAUAGAGAUUAAAAGUUCCGAGCGUGGCGACCUAAAUGCGCCACGGUUUCUAGAAGCAGACAGCAUGCUGAGAUAAAGCGAGACUAGUGUAUGAGCUCACACCGCAAAGCCGAGCAGCAGCUUCAACGCCCUGCUCCUCUUUGUGUGUGAGACGGAGCAAUCCUAAUCAUUAUUAAAGUAACGAUAAACCAUCGAAUAAUAAGCAAUCUGUACAUAAAGAUUGCCAUAGGCAGAGUCAGGAAGUGACAGUAUUCAAUUGGGGCUUUUUAUAAACUGCAUUCUUUUCAGAGGAGAGCUCACUGGAACAAUCAACGCAAUCUGCACAUAAAGAUUGCCAAGUGCGCCUGUGGAUUUAGCCGAACAGAGAGAAAAAAAAGACUUGAAAUGCAACAUUUUGUUCAUAAUAAUGUCGUUAAUUGUUAUUAGUUUGCGGAACUUGAUACCCGUUGAGCUAGUUGAAAUAAACCUCCCUAGGCAAUUAUAAAAUGCAUAGCAGUCUGACUAUAAAGAUUGCAUUUUGUUUUGGUUUGUGUGCUUAACGAGUGCGUAGAUAGGGUAUUAUUUGUCUUGUCGACUUUGCUUAAAAAUGGCGGACGGGUUGUCCUUUGCUCGGAUCACUCGAGGCAAUGGUGGCUUUGUUUUUCUGACUGGAUCUACGGGAAACGCUGUAGCUCGGAACGGCUGUCCCGCGUCGCCAUCAUCCCCAUAUACAGCUCGAGGUAUCGUCUUAAUAUCCGUGAGUCGUUAGCGGGGUAAAUAUAGUAGCACUUUGUAACCGAGCAAGACAAAUGCCAGGCGGGGGUUGUGUUUUUAAAAACUUGUUGGAAUUCAAAGAUGGCGACCGGGCAACCGUUCACGAAGACAAGCGGUUAAAGAUAGUGGGCGUGGUUUACCGCAGACUUCAGCCAAUCAGAGGAGCCGCUGUCAGCUGCUAUAUGAGAGGGAGACUUCGACAGAUGGCGAAUCAAAUCCUCAUGUGGCCACUAUUGAGCAGAUGCAGAAAUUCAUAUUGCUGGCCUUUAGUCAGAACAACACUAGAUGCUUUGUGUUGACGAGUUACAACACAAAACCAUCGUGCUAUUUGCUUAAAGAUGCCAGCUGUUUAUGUUACUCCCGAUUAAAAAGUGAAAGUAGGUGACAUGGUGUUGAACUUGAUCUGCAGUCUUAUACAGGACAGGGUGUAAUGUUACUGUAAGAGUUAAAACUAAAUGUUUCUUCACCUCUGCAUCCCAUCAGAAACCUGACAGAUACACUGUUAUAAUAUUUUCUCUCCAGUGAAUGUACAGUCUUGUUGACUUGUUCUUGUUUGUUAUGACCACUGUGACGUUUCCAGGAAUUGUGUGUAUUGUUCCGUGUUUAAGGAGCUCGGUUGUGACUAUAAAAAGUUCUUCAACAACAGUGUUGCGGUAAGGAGCUAUGGCCGUGGGCCCGGUGGACCCCAGGGAGGUGCUGAAAGGAGUUGAAGCUCUGCUUGGGAAAGAUGGAGAGCUACGAAGCCUUGAGGGAGUUGCUAAAGUCUUUAGUCUCAUGAAGGCCUCGCAUAAAAUGGUCAGCAGAUGCAUGUAUCUGAACAUCUUACUGCAGACAAAGUCACAUGAUGUACUUAAUCGGUUUAUCCGAGUUGGAGGCUACAAGUUGUUGAACUCUUGGCUCACCUACUCAAAGACCACCACUAACACCCCCCUGCUGCAGCUCAUACUGCUCACCCUGCAGAAACUCCCCCUGACUGUGGACCACCUCAAACAGAACAACACAGCCAAGCUGGUGAAACAUCUGAGCAAGAGCGGCGAGACAGAAGAGCUGAGGAAGCUGGCGUCAGUGCUGGUGGAAGGCUGGAUGGCUAUUAUCCGUUCUCAGAGUGUCUCUAGUGGAGCUUCACCCAAUGACAAGAAACGGAAAAAGGAGGAUGGAAAAGUGCGUCCAGAGGUGAAGCCCCGAGAAAAAGGAGCAGAGGAGGAGAAGAAAGACAAACCAAAAGCUUAUGCCCCAAGUCAUGCAAAGAUCCGCUCUACAGGUUUGGAGGAGAGUCCAGCUCCAGUUCCUGUAAAGAAACCCCCCCCUGCACCACAACUUGGAGACAAAUACAACAUUAAGCCUGCUCUUCUCAAAAGACCAAGCACAUCGCUGACUGACGCACCACCAGUGGAGAAGAAGUACAAGCCCCUUAACACCACCCCCAACUCUGCCAAAGAGAUCAAAGUCAAACUUAUACCCCCACAGCCGAUGGAAGCCACUGGAUUUUUGGAUGCCCUCAACUCCGCUCCAGUACCUGGCAUCAAGAUCAAGAAAAAGAAAUCAAAAGCAGUUUCCCCUACCACUAACAAGCCCUGUCCAUUUGACAACAGGCCGCAGUCGUACUCGGGCACACAGGCCAAACCGUCUUCCCCUGAGACGCCCUCAUCUCAGACUCCCCCUCAUGAGAACCAAGAUCUGGAGCAGCCUGGCACACCCGUGCCCACCGAGGACCCUGAUGCCAUGGAAACCGGUGAUAAACCCAAUGCUCUGGCUGAACCUCGCGGUGAGGAGGAGAGUCUGACUAAGAAAGGAAAGAAAAAGAAAAGCGUUCGGUGGGCGGAAGAGGAUCAUCUCAAAGAGUACUUCUACUUUGACCUGGAUGAGACAGAAAGAGUGAACGUUAAUAAAAUUAAGGACUUCGGUGAGGCGGCCAAACGGGAGCUGAUGAUGGACAGGCAGACGUUUGAAAUGGCUCGUCGUCAUUCUCACGACACCAUGGAGGAGAGGGUGACCUGGACUCCUCCACGACCUUUGACCCUCAUAGGCAGCCUGGUCAUUCCUGGUUCCAGCAGCAGAGAGAAGAUGACCCAGAGAGACCGAGAGAUGGGCAUUCUGCAGGAGAUCUUCCUCAGCAAAGAGAGUGUUCCAGACAGUCCUCAUGAACCCGACCCUGAGCCGUAUGAGCCCAUGCCUCCUCGUCUCAUCCCACUGGAUGAGGACAGCAGUAUGGAGGAGAAUUACAUGGAGCCGGCUGACGCUGCUGCCUCCGGCGGCUCUUCAGGCUCUAAUGAAAGCUCCAAGCUGCCUCCUGUUCUAGCUAACCUCAUGGGAAGUCUGGGCAACAGCGGCCGCAGCCCUCAGGCGCAAGGCAACGCCCCACCAGUCAGUAAUAACCCCGCUGUUAAUGUGCAGGAACUGCUCUCAUCUAUCAUGGGUGCUCAGGGAUCUAACCAGUCUCCAGAGGACCUGAUCAAACAGCCUGAUUUCUCAGAUAAGAUCAAGCAGCUUUUGGGCUCUCUGCAACAAAACCAGAACCAGAAUCAGAAUCAGAACCAACCUGCCAAUGCUCCACCAAUGAACACGGGUCUGCUUGGCCAUGGCCCCGGCAUGAACAACAUGCCAAUGCCCAUGAAUGGUGGUUUCCCUCCAAACAAGCCCCCUGGACCACAUUUCAACCAUCCUCCUCCUCCCCACGGCCACGGCCCACCCUUCAACGCCGGUGGUCCACGCAUGAUGGGUCCUCCACCUGGUCCACAGGGCCGCGGGGCGGACAACGGCAACUACUGGGGCGACGACUCCAUGAGAGGAGGCCCACACCGGGGAGGACACUUCCACCGGGGGAGAGGGAGAGGAGGAGACCCGGGCUUCAGAGGACGAGGGGGACGCGGAGGACCACGUGGGGGACACAACAACAUGGGCGACAUGUCAAAGAGGCCGGUGUGUCGCCACUUCAUGAUGAAGGGAAAUUGUCGGUAUGAAAAUAACUGUGCCUUUUACCACCCCGGUGUAAACGGCCCACCGCUUCCUCCCCAGCACGGACACUAACACACCGAAAACUGCUGUUCCUUGAACUCACCACUAGUGGGCAACAGGACUCAAAAUGAGCCUCCUGGACAGAAACUGAAACUCUGCUUCCUCCAACUGUACAGUUGCUUCAUUGGAUCUGAACGUUAAUAUUUCUUCUCCAUUUUACACUACUUUCCCUCAUCUGGAAAGCUGUGGGAAGAUCUGAGAUCCUCUAUGAAGAGACUACCUGUAAAUAGUGAUUCCUGGAUAUGUAUAUUUUUAUUGCGAUUCUGUGUACCACUGACCUGACUGCUAAAGAUUGUACUACAUAACUCUGGAACCACUAGGACACGAUGUAAAUAACUGUCUUCAGCCAGUGGCGAACAGUUCCUUAAGCUCCUCCUGGUGGCAAAAACCCAAGAUACUGGAUGUGCAGUUCUCUAAAUUAUAAUUCACACGUCACUCAUUCUUUGAAAUCAAUGAAAUCGACGCUUUGAAAAGUUGUUACAGCACAGAACUUUUAUUUGAAGAUUUUCUGGUUGAAUUCAGACCCUCUGCUGUUGUACUGUUUGAUGUUUUAUUUUCAGGUUUCUAUCGAAGAGCUUCUAUGAAAUGUGUAGUUGCCUCACACACAGUCCUCGUUUUUUCAGUCCACGAUUUUUAGUUUCAAAAAGAUACUCCGCAGCACUGAAAUGUAUUCAUGAAUUGGCAUUAUGUUCACUUUUUGCCCCGAAUUGGAAAUACUAUGUACGCAAGGGGUUAAUACUAUUCAGAAGAUCUACCUUUUGCAUUUUUGAAGUCCCACUGAAUACUUGAAUCGAUACUUUGUGAUGGAAAGCGAUCCUAGCCUGCUAAAAAAACAUCAGCUGUUGUUCUGUGUAGUGUGACAAUCAGGAGAAUUCGUGAUGUUGAUGCUGUGGCUUGAUUUGCUGUGCGUUCAUGUUCUCGGACCCGUGUGGGUCUGUCCUGCUCUAUCAGUGUUCAGCUGAGCCUAACCCAGGCUACAAACCACUAUCAUCAAGGCCAGACGUAUUCAGGUGUUUUCUGUGAAAACAGUGGCCAUUGUCUCUUGUGGGACUCGAUUUUCUUUUUCUUUGUUGGAUUUGCUAUUUUGCCAUGAUUUUAUUUUGAUACAAGUCUGAUGAUUUUGCUUUUCUAUUGUUGUCGGAGAGAUGUCUAUGUGUCAGAGCGCCACAUAAACACAAUAAAAGGCACAUUCAGAAAUGUAAGGUGUUUUUCUACUUGUGAAUUAAUAAAGGUUUUCUUUCAAAUUAA